UAAAUAUUUUGCAUCAGUGUUGGUAUUCGACGUAUUCUCAACGAACGGUGGCGAACCCGGCAUUUGGCAGGUCACUGACUGAAUUCGUUGUCACUGAUUUAUCGAGAGUUAGAGAAUUCGUCAAAUUCUGUUUGAAUAUGUCGACGAUGAGACAUGCUUUUGGAUCAGGGGCCUUGAACGUGUAUAGAUACACCAGGAAUGUCAUUGCAAGAAAUAAGCAUACCCUGCCCGAGCUGCCCUACGACUAUAGAGCAUUGGAGCCGAUAAUCUCUGCCAAAAUUAUGGAGCUCCAUCAUAGCAAACAUCAUGCUACCUAUGUUAAUAAUUUAAAUAUUGCUGAGGAGAAACUCGAAGAAGCUGUGAACAAAUGUGAUGUUGGUGCCCAAAUUACCCUAGCUCCUGCAAUAAAAUUCAAUGGUGGUGGGCAUGUCAAUCAUUCGAUAUUUUGGAACAACUUGUCACCGAACGGUGGACAACCAGAUGGUGCGCUUCUGAAGCAAAUUAAGACGGACUUUUUGAGCUUAGAGGAACUGAAAAAGCGUUUGUCAGAGGCUACUGUAGCUGUACAAGGUUCUGGCUGGGGUUGGCUUGGCUACAACACAAGGGAUAAAAGACUAGAGAUUGCCACAUGUGCGAACCAAGAUCCUCUGCAAGCGACAACUGGUCUCAUUCCACUUUUUGGUAUUGAUGUUUGGGAACAUGCCUAUUAUCUACAGUAUAAAAAUCUCAGGCCAGAAUACGUCAAAGCAAUAUUUGAUAUCGCAAAUUGGAACGACAUAAAUGACCGUUUCAAAAAAGCAGCGGGAGUUUAAAUUAUGCAACCGUGUAAUUUCAUAGUAUCUCCAAGAAACAUAUUCUGAGCGUACAUGAACCCAGGCAACAUAAAUAAUGGUGUUAAAGUAAAUAUUAAAAUCAGGUCUACGGUCGUACUUGUAGACAAACAUUACAUGGCGCUCAAUACAUGUGAGCUUGUAUUACUGAUUCUUUAUACGUAUACGAUAUUAUAUCAAUUCGGAAUCGUG
Molecule: messenger RNA, 1022 nt
Organism: Athalia rosae (coleseed sawfly)
Lineage: Eukaryota; Metazoa; Arthropoda; Insecta; Hymenoptera; Athaliidae
Gene: Sod2
Product: superoxide dismutase [Mn], mitochondrial
Exons: 3
Coding region: 138-812 (224 amino acids)
Biological process (GO): superoxide metabolic process
Cellular component (GO): mitochondrion
Molecular function (GO): superoxide dismutase activity; metal ion binding
Source: RefSeq, a predicted model, not a curated record